GACUAUGUGACCGUCUACGAUGGCUAUACCACACGUGACCCAAUUGUAUUGAAAUUUUGUGGCGGCGGACAAGCAGUACCGUCAGCAGUUUCUAGUGGACCAGAGUUGCUGGUGGAAUUUACUACAUCGCCUUUUGGCACAUUUACGGGUACAUCUUCGCAAGUGCUGCCACUGUACGGCUUUCAAUUGGAUGUCGAGGUGAUUUUCGUCGACAUAAUGAGCCCGACCUAUUCGAAAAAUAAAAAGCCUUGCGAAUUUUGGAUACGCGGCGCUGGUCGGGGAAUACUUGAGAACCCUAAACAUUCGUUAGCGCCUAACACCACCUGUCUUUAUCACCUACAAGGCAUGGGUGUCUUCAAGACCUUCGAUCACUUGAGCUUGUCACGUCGCACCAGCGCUCAGGGUAUGAGUCAGCCACUUUCACGUUUUAAAGUGUGGAUCUCAAUGAUGAAAUUCAAUUUGGAUCCCGAAUUUGGGCAAAUCGAUGAGACCUCUGUGGGCGCGAUUGGUGUACUACAAACGCAUGAGGAUUGUACUGGCAUGCUACGUAUCUGGGAUGGUGCAUUGAGGGAGCCACCCGCAUGUAAGGAUCUCAAUUGCGCAAGCGACACGCCCUCCCAUCCGGUGCUCACGCAUUACACGCAGAAUUCCACCAAUGUUAUUGCACGUUUCUGCCGUGGUACCAUACCGCGCACCUGCGAUCGUUCCAACAUCAACGAAACCUACGCGCGACCUUGUACGAUAUCUGAAAGUUAUGUGUCGAGCAGCGACAGCAUUACGUUGGAGCUUAAGAACACUGAGUCAACUGUGCUGCGUCCGCUGGAGUUUAAACUGAAGUACGAGUUCAUCGACUUGCAUCAGGACGGUCUACCGCUGGCUGGUGGCGAGAACGACUGUAGUCGCAAAUUUGUCAGUAGUCUUAUGGAUCGCAAGGAUCCAGCCAUCUUUCGUAGUGUGCGCAAUAUAUUUCUAUUCGGGCGUGGUGGUACGCGUUACUUGAAAUGUAUAUACAAAUUCGAAGGCCAGCGGGGCGAACGUAUACGUAUCAAGUUGCGUAAGGUGACUACGUUGAAUCGGCCAUGCAUGUCACGCGUAGACGAGGACAUAAAUCGUUCAUUUUGUUACGGUGACACAAAUGCGCGUAUUGAGAUCUUCGAACGACCCUACCACGAUUCGAUUUUACUGCCGCGCGGCUGCCUUUGCAAUUCGUCGAACUCUUCGCAUCUGCCUGUGGAAUACACCUCUACAAGUCGUGAUCUUGAAGUGCAUUUUACCGCCAUAAAUAUGACCACACUUGACGAUCCGGACGCCAUAAACUUCGAAGGCAUGUUCGAAUUCAUCAAGGGACCAGCAAACUGCAAAGAUGGACGACGAAAAUUCGGCCCUAGUGGCACUAUACAGAUGACGUUCGGUGAUAUGGAAUGCCGCACACGACCCUGGUUAAUUGAACCUUCGAAUGGCAACAAAUUUCUCUAUGUGCGCCUUAAAGCCAUAUUCUUGCGUAAAUACAAUCCCAAAAAAGCAAUGAAUACCACCAUAGUGGGCACAAGCUCAUAUCGGUGCGAAACUAAAGCUCGCGUCGUGCUAACAACUUCCGAGGGUUUGACCAUCACCGCUUGCCCGCUAUCGCCCGACUCAAAAGCUUACGAGUUUGUAGAAAUUUUCAGCUCUGGCUGGAAUGAGCGUCCCAUUUACUCGAUUGCGAAUCGUUCCAAAGCCAUUAGCGUUGAGUAUCUGCGUCCUGAGAAUGGUGACUUUACAUUCAAUUGGAUGGAAUUGGUUCCUAGACCAGUACUGAGUAUAGCAGAAGACUGUCAGUACAAAUGCUCCGAACUGGGAGCUUGCGUUAACGCUAGCGUUUGGUGCGACGGCAUUGUACACUGCCCCUCCGGUGACGAUGAGACCUUCCUACAAUGUUCGGCCAUCAUGAAACUACCCACUGAGAUAUUGGCCACUUUGUGUCUCAUCAUUGUGUUGCUGUGUUGCGCCUUUGCCGCUUUCGCAUACAAAAAAAUCAAGCGCAAGUUUCGCGGUUCAUCAGUGCUGCAGACGCGCCUCAAAUCGCUUAGUUCUAUGGAUACGGCCGUGUUGGAUGAGAAGGAGGUGAUUUGCUGACAAAGCGACAAUUCUGUGCGAUAUGUCGAAAUCGAUCGUGUGACCACAGUCUGACCACUUUCGAUGGAAAUAUACAAAAUCGCGCAGAAUUGUGCCCCGGAACGAUUCAGCAUAAUACUAAGCCUAACAAGAAUGCGUAUAUUCGUUUGAAUGGGCGAAAUCGAAAGGCAACAAAGCUACAUACAUAAUUUAAAACUACAUACAUACUUAGUACGUGUACGACCGACCCGAUUCACCUGUUUUUAUGCAUUUGAAUUUUAUUCAAAAAUUUCGUAUGUAAGUUUUUACCCGUAUACUACUACUACUACUACUACAACUACAUACUACAUGUGUAUGUGUGUAAUACUACUAUUGUGUCGUCUCUAUGGAAUGAUCUUUGUAAAGUUUGAAAAAACAAAACACAAGAAGAACAAAACUAUACUUUUUUACGACUAAUUUUAAGCCACAAAUUAAGGCAUCGAUCGAAUCGCAGAAAACCCAAGCAAAUCUUUUUUUUUACAUUAAACAAAUUUGGGUGUCUGUAUGUUUGUACUAUAGCCUAGUCUAGUUAUGUAAUGAGUGUUCUAAGUAAGCAAGUAGGAAAAUCGUUACUGGACAAAGCUUUAGAUUUCAUUAUAAAAUCAUUUCAGUUGCAAGUACUACAUACGCAUAUUGUAUUUACACAUGAGGCAUACGAUCUCGAAACUCUGCUAACGCUGCUAGUUAAUGAAACAUGUAUUUAGAUCUCAACUCUUUUUGAAUUUUGUGGGUGCAUAAAUGAAACUUAUCUUCAGUCUUUGAAAUGUCAAAUUCGUUGUCUGAUUUCCUUCUCGCACAAAACUUUAACUAAUCUUAAGCUUUUGAAGGAAGCUUUUUCUUGGCGACUUUACCUGUCUUCCUUAAAACAAAACAUUAACUAACCUUAAGCUUUUGAACAAAGCUUUUUCUUGGAAAUAAGUACGUAUUUCUUAAGGCAAAGCAAGUGGGAAGUUUUUCAGUUUUCUUUUUCGUUCUACAAAGCCCGCCUCCCUCUCAUGACCAGUGAUGUUCAGAGAGAGCUUUUACUCUAUGCGCGCCCAUACAAAAUCUACAGAGAGCUUUAAAGAGUUCCGCCCGCGGGCGCUCGUGCAGGAUAGCAAGGUAUAUUUGGCCUGAAGCGACCACUGCUACGACAUGUAAUUGGUGUUCUCACCAGGCACGGCCUGAGAGCAACCCACGCUAUUAGAAUGGGUAUGCAGUCAAACGACUGCUGUCGUAGCUGCCAUAAUGUAGAGGAGAUUUAAAGCGUUAGCUAUCACAUAGACGAUCGUUCCUCAACUAAUCUGUUGAACGUUUGGCUGAACUGGAUUCAGCUUAUAUCUCCGACUUUGUGCGCUU
Molecule: messenger RNA, 3471 nt
Organism: Rhagoletis zephyria (snowberry fruit fly)
Lineage: Eukaryota; Metazoa; Arthropoda; Insecta; Diptera; Tephritidae
Cellular component (GO): plasma membrane
Molecular function (GO): protein binding
Source: RefSeq, a predicted model, not a curated record